Messenger RNA from Polyodon spathula (Mississippi paddlefish), 1545 nucleotides. Its product is annotated as protein GPR108-like. Gene Ontology annotation, cellular component: Golgi apparatus; membrane. The transcript is spliced from 17 exons. Lineage: Eukaryota; Metazoa; Chordata; Actinopteri; Acipenseriformes; Polyodontidae. The coding region runs from base 34 to 1545 and encodes 503 amino acids. The record is from RefSeq and is a predicted model, not a curated record. Gene Ontology annotation, biological process: transport.
CUGCUCUGGGGGUGCCCACACGCCUUUGUUUUGAUGGUUUUGGUCGGCUGCUGCGCAGCGAGGAUACACAAGUUAACGUUAAAGAACGAGAGGCGGUCCGUUAUCCACCUCAAUUCGUUUGGGUUUUACGCCAAUGGAACUCUGGAUGUGAACAUGAAGAAUCUUACCCUGACGGGUGAAACCAUGGAUUUCGAAGAACAGCCUAUUGGAUUCAGCCUAUCAAAAUCCCGUGUGGGUGGAGUGAUGUCUUACACAGCUGAGGAGUUUGACGCGUGUGUCCUAACCAAGCCGAGUGGCACUGAGCCUCUUGUCCUGUUUCUCAUUCACUUUAAAGACAGCAGUGUUCAAGUCAAGAGGUAUGGUGACCAGAAGAACGUCAUAACUGGUCGGACGAAAACACCGGCUUUGAAAGAUGCCACGGUUAAAAGUGUCGACCAACCCAAACAGGAUGAUGUCCCUGCUUCUCAGCCCAAACAGGUUGCAAACAAAGUUGGAGAUCAGUCAAAGGCAGGUGAAAACGCCACCCGGGUUGAAAAAGGAAGGAGUCAGGAUGGAGAUCUGAUAUUGGUCCUGCAGAAAAUUAACAACUCUUACAACUUCAGUUUCCAAAUUAAGAUCGUCUCCCAGUCCGAGGAGGGGCUGUAUAACCUGAACUUCCACCACUGUUUCAGCAAACUGCCAGAUAAGGAAAACUCCUUCAGCAUUGACAUUGAGAUCACAGAGAGGAAUCCUGGAGGCUUUCUCUCUGCAGCCGAGAUGCCCUUGCCUUUGCUGUACAUCUCCAUGUCUGGAUUCUUCUUCGCUGCGGCUCUGCUGUGGGUGCACGUGCUUGUCAAACACAGGUUCAAUGUGUUUAAAAUUCACUGGCUCAUGGCGGCUCUGGCAUUCACCAAAUCCAUCUCCCUGAUCUUCCACAGUAUAAAUUACCAUUUCAUUAACACUGAAGGGCAUCCCAUUGAAGGCUGGGCAGUGAUGUACUAUAUCACACACCUGUUGAAAGGCGCCCUGUUGUUUAUCACCUUGGCCCUUAUUGGAACAGGCUGGGCUUUUGUUAAAUACAUCCUGUCUGACAAGGAGAAGAAGAUCUUCAUGAUAGUCAUCCCUCUGCAGGUGCUGGCCAACGUUGCUUACAUCAUCAUCGAAUCCACGGAGGAGGGGACCAGUGAGUAUGCCUUGUGGAAGGAGAUUCUCUUCCUGGUUGAUCUGAUCUGCUGUGGAGCAAUCCUUUUCCCUGUGGUCUGGUCGAUACGGCACUUGCAGGAGGCCUCCAGUACAGAUGGCAAAGCUGUCAUGAACCUGGCGAAAUUGAAACUCUUCAGACAUUACUAUGUCAUGAUUGUGUGCUAUAUCUACUUCACCCGCAUCAUUGCCAUUCUUCUCAAAGUGACCGUUCCUUUCCAGUGGCAGUGGUUCUAUGAGCUGAUGGUGGAAGUGUCCACUCUGGUGUUCUUCGUCCUGACUGGGUACAAGUUCCGGCCAGCCUCCAAUAACCCCUACCUGCAGCUGCCCUUGGACGAGGAGGAUGUAGAGAUGGAUGAAGUGUAA